Messenger RNA from Octopus bimaculoides (California two-spot octopus), 3240 nucleotides. RefSeq lists its product as uncharacterized. NCBI's taxonomy places the organism in Eukaryota, Metazoa, Mollusca, Cephalopoda, Octopoda, Octopodidae. The record is from RefSeq and is a predicted model, not a curated record.
AUCUUAGAGAGAGAGAGACAGACAGACAGACAGAGGGGGAAAGGGAAAAGAAAAUGAAGAGGAGUAAAAAGGGUAACUGAAUAUUGGUGGUCAGAGAAGGGAGGGGAAAAAGAGAGAGAAUAGAGUAAAUUAUGAGGAUAUAAGAAGAGAGAGGGGGGGAGAAAGAGAAAGGCGGGAGAGACGGAGGGAGGCGGAAAUAAGAGCAAGAAAGAGGAAUAUAGAGGGAGAAGAGGCAAGAAAGAGGACUUAAGGGGAGGAGAAGAGGAAAGAAAAAGAAUGCACAGGAGAAAUUUACUGAAAAGAAAGAUAUUAAAAUAGAUGAAAAAGAAAACAAGAGAGAGGGGGAGAAGAAGAAAGUAAUGAGAAAUUUAUUUUUAACAGGUCAAGAAAAAGGCAAAAGAGGUGGAAGGAAUCGGGUUAUUUCGUUGGUUAAAAAUCAGAGUAUAAUCGACACUGAAAUAUUUAAUGUAGGACAAGUUUAACAUCAACAACAACAAUAGGUGUUCCUUUUUUGUAAAUUAGGGUCAUGUUUGCACUAUGGGAGACAAAUUAAUGCGUUGUGAUGAUGAUGACGGUGGUGGUGGUGGUGGUGUGGUGAUAUUAGGUUGGUCAGUACAAGAAUGUUUUUUUUUUUUAAAUAUAAAUAAUUUAUAAUCCGUUGCUGAGUGUGAUCGUUUGGAACCAAGCACGGGAAUAAUGAAAAAAUAUUAAGAAAAAAAAAAAUCUUGCAGAUAUUUAUUGUAAGUCAAGCUGUGAAUGAACUAGCUUCGACUCUUGCACUGACCAUGGCCUCUGUUGAUGUCAGUGUACAGCAAAUGAAACACUUUAACACCGAUGCACUUAUUUUAUUCCUCAGUAAACAUGGAAUUAGCCAGGCUGGUCUGAAAUCUCUAAGAGAUAACCAGGUAGAAGGAGAGAUGCUGCUGGAAUUUACUGAUGCCGACCUCAAAGAUAUCUUUGAAGUAUUCAAGGAUAGAUUUUUAAUUCGGAAAUUGCUUCGAGAACUUUAUGGUCCAAACAACUCUUCAUGUCGUUUAGCAAAGCCCAUUGCACCUCCAACAGUGAGUAGCCCUGUUGUAUCAAAUCCCCACUCAGUUCUAGCAUCUACAUCCUUAUCUUCAUCACAAAUAACUUUUCCAUCAUCACAAACAUUUGUGACAUCAACACCCAAUGCUAUAAUACCUUUGCCCUCUCCCAAAAUCACACCAGAGCCCAUUCUGACCCAAGUCACACAUGUUCUUCCCACUAAAACAGUAAACCUGGAAUCUUACAACAAAACAUCUCCACUAGUUAUUAUUUCAAACCAACAGAAAAAACCCAGUCCAAAUACCACUAUAUCACAACUGACUGAUAUCCAGAACCCACCACUCCAUACUAACAAUUUUAUUCCAACAGAGCAGCAAGAUUCAGAAGUGGGAGUUGUAACUUCAUUGCAUUCAAACUCACUUUCUGUCAGUAAUUUUGUCAAUUCUGAUACAGCUAUUUAUUCUUCUCCUAAAACUUCAGACACAUCCACUACACUCAUACAACAGGGAGAAGUUCAGACGCAUGUGAUAGAAGAUGAUGAUGAUGUUGUUGAUUAUCCUCAGAAUGAUGUGUAUAUUGUUGAUGGCUGGGGUGCGUGCCGAAUCAAAGAAUUCACUGCUGAAGAGCUACUUCGAAGGAAAGUACGAAGGGGUCGUCCGACUGAAGCUCAGAGACUUGGACGCUCACUUUUGAGGGAGGCUGCUACAACAGCAAAAAUAUGGCACAGAGCACCUCCUUUGAAGAUGAUUUCUGCAGAAAAAAAAGAAAUUUUCUUUCGCUAUAUCUGUCGUGCUGCACCACAGUUGAGUCGGCACAAGCAGUUUGUUUGGAUUCGACUCGGUGAAGCAUUACAGAACCGACGUAAAUAUCUCAGUGACAAGGAAUGUGGUCGUCGACAAAUGAAAAGGAAGCAUGACCCAAAUCUAUUUAUGUCAACACCUCAUUCAUUAUCUAGUCCCUUAUUCAACAAUACUCGCCCAACAUCAAUUUCAGCAACAUCCACAUCACUCCUUCCAGCAACAUCUUUGCUAAAAAAUGAAUUCAAUCCUAUUGUUAUUGAUUCUAAUAUUGAAACCAACUUAGAGACAUUACCUAUAUCAACUGAACAAACCAUUAAUUCUAUAAGCUCUGUCAAUCUUACCACUCUUAUUAAAGAAGAAGCAGAAUCGGAAGGUAUCAAAUACUAGACACCAACAUAAUCUCCAUUGAUAAUUCUGAUUGCCUUCUUUGUUUAUGUUGAAAGAUUUUAAGACCACAAGCUGGUAUUGAGAAGUGCAGUAUCUGGAAAGUCACAAAUUUGCUGCAGGUAACACAGCUACACAAGUAGCCCUUUAUACAUUAUUGGCUAUGGUCUGAUUGACCUGGGUAUUCCAAUGAAAAAAAAAACAAUGCUACUCCUUCUGCUUUGUGCGUAAACCAUCAUUGUUAAAUGUUCACCUCUCCAUGCUUGCAUAGGUGAGAUGGAAUGUUGGGGCAAAUUUUCUAUGGUUAGAUGCCCUUCCUGUUCCUAAGCAAGAUAACAUUUCCCCUUGGCCAGACAUGUUUUUCAUGGAAGACUGGAAAUGAACAUCACUUGUAUGAUGUUUGUUUAUGAUCAUUACAUGGCACCAAGACAAGGGUACACACACGAUGGGCUUCUUUCAAAUGCAGUCAAGGCUUUUGUCAGCCUUAUUCUACAGUAGAAAACACUUGUCCAAAUUGCUUGCAGUGGGACUGAACCUGUGACUACAUGGUGGUGAAGCAAGCUUCUUAACUACACAGCCAUGCCUGCACCUAUAUAAGAAAAUUUAUUAACACCACUGCAGUGAAGUAGCUGCAAUUUUAAGGUGCUAGGGUGUUGAACAGGUGGUCAUAAGUUCAACUCUUGCUACAACCAUUGUGUUCUAUGCAGUGAUUAUCUCAUUCUGAUUAGUAGAAGGGAACAGUAAGCCGUUUGUAAAGUGACUCACUUCUAUGUCUGAAUCCACAACUGUUGACCUUACAGACUCUGCCAGAUUGCAGCAAUAGAUGUUAUAUAUUGUUUACAGCACAAAUUGAACAUUGGUCCCUUAAUACUGUGAUUUCUGUCAGUGGGAGCAUUUAAAAAAAAAAAAAAAAAAAAAAAAAAAAAAAAAAAAAAGAACUUGUGAAUUUUAAAGAAUGAAAUUAGUUUUUCAAAAUAAGAUGGAAAAAAUUUUUAAAUAUUAAUAUAUAAAUUUUAUCUCUUUACCAAAA